AUGGGUGUAAGUAAAUUAGAUGUCUUGUACAGGAAGCUUCUCCUCACCAAACUUUUCAUCAGAGGAUGGGGAAAGCCAGAGGAUCUGAAAAGAAUAUUUGAAUUCAGAAAGAUUAUUGGAAACAGGGAAAAAUGCCAGACUCUGGUUUCGAAAGAUUACCCAGUGUUCAUUGACAAGGUUGAGCAGCAAUCCGAUUGUAAAAUCCUUGAGGGGCACUUCCUUUCCCCAUUGGCUCAUUAUGUGCCAGGUGUCCUGCCAGUUGAAUCUCUUGUAGCAAGAUUCCAGUUCAUCAUACCCAGAAGGUGGAAUAGCAAGCACAGACCAGUGUGCAUUCAUUUAGCAGGCACUGGAGAUCAUCACUUCUGGAGGAGACGCACGUUAAUGGCACGCCCCAUGAUUAAAGAAGCCUGUAUGGCUUCCCUAUUGCUAGAAAAUCCUUACUAUGGCUGUAGAAAACCUAAGGAUCAAUUACGGUCAUGUUUAAAAAAUGUCUCGGACCUGUUUGUGAUGGGAGGAGCUCUUGUUCUAGAGUCUGCAGCUCUUUUGCACUGGCUAGAGAGAGAAGGCUAUGGACCACUAGGGAUGACUGGAAUAUCCAUGGGAGGACAUAUGGCUUCACUGGCAGUGACAAACUGGCCUAAACCAUUGCCCUUGAUCCCAUGUCUUUCCUGGUCAACAGCUUCCGCAGUCUUUACUACGGGUGUGUUGAGCAAGGCAGUGAACUGGAGAGAACUAGAGAAACAGUAUUUUACAGAAACUGUUUAUGAAGAAGAAAUCAUUCAAAUGCUUGAAUACUGUGGAACGGAUUCUUUCAAGAUGGGACAAGACUUUGUUAAAAACUUCCCUGAAAGUGUGGACAGUCUGGAGGAUGUGGACAUGACUUCCAGAAUGUUUGGCCUUGAUUGCUCAAACAACACUGUAUCUAGAGAAGCUGUGCACAGCUUUACCACAAAUAAAAGUACUCUAAGUGCCUCAUCAGAAAGACUCUUAACACAAGAUGCUCCUAAAAUGCAGUGCAUAAAUCAAACAUUUUCAACGAGUAGCAACAGCAAUAAAAACUUCAGCAGCCCACAAGGACACAGGAUGAAUAAAAGAAGAAAGAGUGACACUUUGCAGAGAGAAUCCUUAAGGUUCAUGAAAGGAGUAAUGGAUGAAUGUACCCAUGUAGCUAACUUUUCAGUCCCAGUGGACCCCAGUCUCAUCAUUGUUGUGCAGGCGAAGGAGGACGCGUACAUUCCUCGGACCGGGGUGCGCAGUCUGCAGGAGAUCUGGCCCGGCUGUGAAGUCAGGUACCUGGAUGGAGGUCAUAUCAGUGCCUACCUCUUCAAACAAGGACUCUUUAGACAAGCGAUUUACGAUGCAUUUGACCGCUUCCUUCAGAAAUAUGCAGUUUAA
Molecule: messenger RNA, 1395 nt
Organism: Merops nubicus (carmine bee-eater)
Lineage: Eukaryota; Metazoa; Chordata; Aves; Coraciiformes; Meropidae
Gene: ABHD18
Product: chromosome unknown open reading frame, human C4orf29
Exons: 12
Coding region: 1-1395 (464 amino acids)
Source: RefSeq, a predicted model, not a curated record